Emiliania huxleyi CCMP1516 is the source of this 970-nucleotide messenger RNA. RefSeq lists its product as hypothetical. The annotation marks the transcript as partial. The transcript has 5 exons. NCBI's taxonomy places the organism in Eukaryota, Haptophyta, Isochrysidales, Noelaerhabdaceae. The record is from RefSeq and is a predicted model, not a curated record.
GCCUCGACGCGCCCCUCACCUCGCUCGCCCUCGCCAAGCCCGCCCUCUACGAGGCGGACUCCGAGCACCCGCUGCCGCCCUCUCCACACCAAGGCCCUGCCCAGCCUCCGAUGCGGCACAGGAUCCUCCUCGAGCCCGAGCACUUGGCGGAGAGGGUCGGGGACGCGCUCCGCCAGAUGGACACGCAGUACGAGAUUGGGGCGCGGCCGGCUAGCGGCGAGACGCUCUCCCUCUCCGCGCGCUGCGGCGACGUGGCGAUGCGCGUACUUGUCUCCGAGGAGGCGGACGGCCACUUCUCCAUCUCGUGCUGCCGCCUGUCGGGCGACACGUUCGCGUACCACGCACUCUUCCGCAAGCUCAAGGCGGCGCUGGGCGAGGCGCGCCGCAAACUAGCGCUGACGCAGCACUCUCUCACGCAGCGCGCCUUCGUCACGCCGCCCUCUGGCCGCGGGGCGCUUCCCCUCGCCCGCGGACCGCUCGCCCUCACCGCGGCGUCUUCAUGACGGGAGGACCGCUCGAGGACCGCUCGAGGACCGCUCGAGCAGUCUGGCCCGUCGAGAGCCGCAGGGGCAGGGGCAGGGGGAGGGGGAGGGGCAGGGCAGGCUCGCUUGCAUACUCUUAGAGACGAGGGCUGCCUGGCUGCGCGCGACGAGGCCGCACGUUUGCGACCACUGCGAGCGUGCGCGGCGCUUCUCGCACGGCUUGGGUAGCCCAACACCAUGUACGGGAGAGCGCGCCAUCAUAGCCUCCGCGCGCUCACGGGAUUGUCGAUAGCUGUCUGUGUCAUGAGGGUCGUGUGGAGCUAUUGGAGCGCUUGUGCGCGGUGAUGUCCGAGCCGCGGCUGGAGCAGCCAGCGGAGCUCAGCGCCACACCACCGCAGCGCGGUGCACAUACCUCAACCAUACGCCCCCAGAUUGCCCACUCAGGCGUGUUUAGGCAUGUUUGAUUCAAGUACAGCGAAUCGUGUCUG